UACGUUAUAAUAAAAACAAUGCUGUAAAUAAUUCAUAGAUACACCAAGUAUUAUUUUUAUUUUUUGUGAAAUUACAAAAAGAGUUUAUUGUACACAAAACCAUGGAUUUACGCGAGUGCCUUAAGGAAUAUAUUCCUGAUGACAUUCUGCAACGGACAAAAAAAUUGUAUGACAAAGCUUACAAGGCACGAUCUUUUACUUGUAAAAAGUCACAAGCACUGCCAGAGCUAAUUAUCGAUGGUUUAGACACUGAGCAGAUAUGGCAACAAAUUGAGCUCGAAAACAGCGAGGUGCUUGGCAAAGAAAGUUUGGAAAACAUAUCCAAAUUACUAGCGAGUUCAAAAUGGAAUUUUUUAUCUGAUGAUAGAGCUCAACAGUCUGAAAAUUCCAAUGGUGAGAAGGAAAAGGAAGAAGGCAAGGAUGAAGGAAAAAAGAAUUUAGAAACACGGGGACAUCAGUCUGAAGAGUCAGAGGACGAUAUUGUUAGUGACAAUAGCAAGAGAAAAGCGAAACAAACAUCUCAUAGCUCAAAGAAAAAAAGAAAAACAGAAGUAGACGACAAAUUUUUUAGUUUGUCACAAAUGACGGACUACCUGACAAAAAUGGAAAAAAUGGAAACAAGUGGGAAAAAGUCAAAAAAGCCAGUCAAUUCUGAUGAGGAUGAUGAUGACGAUGAUAUGUCUAUUGAUUUGUUUAAUGACAUACCAGAAGAAGAUGACAAAGGUGGAAGCGAUGACGAAAUUAAAACUGGGAAAUCAGUCAAGUACAAUGACUUUUUUGAUAGUCCUGAAAGUGAAAAUGGGGAAAUGGAGGCCAGUGAUCACGAUAAACAAGAUGAUGAUGAUGAAGAAGAAGACAAUGAUAAUUAUGAUGAAAAUGACAAUGAUAGUGAGCAUGAAUUUGAUAAUAAAGAUGACAGUGAUAAUGUAGAUGAUGAGAAAGAACAGACCCAGGAAACGCAGAAAAAAGUGAAGUUCAAUCUCUUAAGUAAUUCAGAUGAUUCUGAUUCAGAAAAAGAAGUUGAUAGUCAAGAAAGUAAAAUUGAAAAUAAAUCUUCCUUUGAAUCUAGAAAAGAAAGGUUGACAAAGAAAAUUGAACAACUAGAAAAGGAAGCAAUAGCUGAAAAACCAUGGCAAUUAAAAGGAGAGACCACUGCCAACACUAGACCGAAAAAUUCUCUUUUAGAAGAAUUUGUAGAAUUUGACACAGGGUUAAGACCAGCGCCUAUUAUGACAGAAAAGACAACUAUGAAAUUAGAAGACAUAAUCAGGUCGAGGAUAAAGGAUAAAGCUUGGGAUGAUGUUGAAAAGAAAGUCAAGCCUGUUGAAACACCAUUGGAGUACAAAAAAAAAUUAGUCAUGAAUCAAGAGAAGAGUAAAGAAAGUUUAGCACAAAUUUAUGAAAAUGAGUACAUCAAGCAGAGAGAAGCUUUGACUGGAGAGGAAAAAGAUGAGGAAAACAAAGAAGAACCACCAGAGCAUAUUGAAAUUAGAGAAAAAAUGCAUUCUCUUUUCAGAAAACUCGAUGCUUUGUCCAACUUUCAUUACACUCCUAAACUCGCUAAGCCAGAAAUUAAAAUUGUUAGCAAUAUACCUGCAAUAAAUAUGGAGGAAGUGGCUCCUAUAGGAACAAGUGAUGCUACAUUACUUGCACCCGAAGAAAUUAAAGGUAAACCGAAAGGUGAUUUGUUGGGUAAAUCAGAAAGGAGUAAAACAGAUAAAAAGCGAGAAAGGCGCAAAAAGAAGCUUAAGCAACACAAUCGUGCUGUGUAUCAAAGUAAGAAAGGAGAAAACGAUCAGAAAAAGAACAAAAAGAAGUCGAAAGUUGAUGAACCCAAGAUAACGGGUCGCAAUAUUUUAAACACAGGUACUUCAGACCAGCAAGCCAUUAAAUCCUCAACGGCAUUCUUUACUAAAUUACAAAACGAAGUUACUACGGGUACAAAAGAAAGUACGGGUAUGAAACACAAGAAAAAAGCUACUGUUCGUUAGUUCCAAAUCUUUUACAGUUGAAAAAAAAAAAAAAAAAAAUGUUAUGUAAUAUUGUUUUUUUACUGUAUAGUUGUACUUCAUACGAUUUAGUGAGUAAAAUAAAUGCGAUUUGUUUAAAA
Molecule: messenger RNA, 2110 nt
Organism: Copidosoma floridanum
Lineage: Eukaryota; Metazoa; Arthropoda; Insecta; Hymenoptera; Encyrtidae
Product: U3 small nucleolar ribonucleoprotein MPP10
Biological process (GO): rRNA processing
Cellular component (GO): Mpp10 complex; small-subunit processome; nucleus
Source: RefSeq, a predicted model, not a curated record